Messenger RNA from Trypanosoma grayi, 1086 nucleotides. RefSeq names its product putative nucleotide sugar transporter. Gene Ontology annotation, cellular component: Golgi membrane. Bases 1 to 1086 code for a protein of 361 amino acids. Gene Ontology annotation, molecular function: UDP-galactose transmembrane transporter activity. Gene Ontology annotation, biological process: pyrimidine nucleotide-sugar transmembrane transport. The record is from RefSeq and is a predicted model, not a curated record. Lineage: Eukaryota; Euglenozoa; Kinetoplastea; Trypanosomatida; Trypanosomatidae. The transcript has a single exon.
AUGCAACCCUGCAGCCCCCUACAGGAAAGGGGCGUCACUCGUGUACAUGUCGGCGGCGGCGGCAGCAGCAGCAACGAUGAGGGAGCGGUGUGUUCCACAUCGGCGGUUCCACCUGAGGAAGGGACGCAGUUCGGUGUGUGGCGCAGCUUAGCGCUGUCGGCGAUGUACAUAGGUACCAGUACUAUUCUAUUCCUCGCAAUUCGCUACAGCAAAUACCUUGAGAAGCAGAGCAUCCUCUCGUAUGACAGCACCUCCAUUGUGAUGGCAAUGGAGGUGACGAAGAUUCUUGUCUCAGUGGUGUUGAAGUACGCAAGUGAUGGUGAGUUGCUGCUGUACAGCAUCACUUUGGCGCCGCAUCGUUGGGAAUUGUGGCGCAUGAGUGUGCUGUACGUCGUGCCUGCCCUGCUCUACGCCAUGUAUAAUAAUCUUACCUACAUCAGCCUGCGCCAUUUCGAUCCUGGCACGGUGCAGCUCUUCAUGCAGACGCGCAUUCUCUUUACCGGUUUUCUCUCUGUGGGAGUGCUACACCGCUCNUUGUCGCUGCGGCAGUGGCUGGCGCUGAUCGUACUGACCCUCGGUCUCGUCAUCAAGUACAUCCUGCCCACGGCAGUGCAGAUGAUGGACGCACGCGUGCUGGUGGUGCUGUUGCAGGCAUUCCUCUCAUCCCUGGCCGGGGUGUACAAUGAGCUGGCCUUGAAGCGCGAGGCGCACCUGAGUAUUCACCAACAGAACUUCUUCUUGUAUCUGUACGGUAUAUUCUUUAAUCUCCUCUUUGGCCUCAUCCUCGCACCCCAGGAGUACUUACAUGGAAAUUUCUUUGGCAACGCCCACAUCAUAUUCAUUCCGAUUAUUUUCGUGGGCGCCCUCAACGGCCUCACUGCGGCUUUUAUCUUGAAGUUUAUUAAUGUGAUUGUCAAGGCAUUCGCCUCGGCCGUGGAGGUGGUGUUCAUGGCUUUGUUGGCAGCAGCAGUGCUGGGCGAGCCGCUGACACCGCAGGACUUGACGGCUGGGGUCUUCGUCAUGUGCUCCGUGUACCUCUACUACACUAAUGGCUGUGGGAGUAGGCGGGCGGAGAAGCAUAAGUAG